AUGCAAGUAACUGCGUUGAUGAACCAAGCAAGGUCUACAUUACCUUCAUUGACAAUUACAACUCAUUUACCUCCUACAACUGCCAUGGACUCGACCCUAAACACAAGUACAGUUACAGCUACAACUGCCACUACCGUGACACGGAAACCACCUCAGCUUCCUCCGUUGGUCAAAAGAAUCAGCUUGCCUCCAAUCAGCGACAUCCUCGCGCCCUUAUCACAGCAGCAGCAGCAGCAGCAGCAUCAGCCAUUACCGUCGGUGUCGCACUUGAACCAAUCCUCAACUCCACCUCCCGCACCCCAGGCCCCAUCAUACACCAACAGCUACUACACCACCACCACCCACGACCGAUUACACACAUUGAACAAGUCGCCCCUCCCGCAAUCGUAUUCUUCUUCCUCGUCGACUGCCUCCUCGAUCCCCUCGCCUUCAUCGUCAAUCAUACCUUCCUACCACCACCAACAACAUCACCACCAACAUCAACAACAACACCGCCAGCACCAGCCUCAACACCAGCCCCAGCACCAGCACCACCAUCAGACAUACAUGCAGCCGCACAUGAUGAGGUCAAACUCAUACCCACCCCCCUCGACAUCAGCCUCCAGCACAACCUCGCAGCCCUCGUCGCCCGCGCUCGAAGUAGGCGGAGGCAACGCCAACGCUUACUCCAAGCGCAAAACCAGAAACAACUUGCCCAAGGAGAUCACGUUUGUCUUGUUGAGGUGGCUCAACGACCACUUGAACCACCCUUACCCUAACUCCUUCGAGAAGAACCACUUGAUGAUGACGACGGGGUUGAACCAGCAGCAGUUGAGCAAUUGGUUUAUCAAUGCGCGGAGAAGGAAGAUUAAGGGGUUGAAGGAGCAGAAGCGGAUGUGUCUUUGA
Messenger RNA from Lodderomyces beijingensis, 885 nucleotides. NCBI's taxonomy places the organism in Eukaryota, Fungi, Ascomycota, Pichiomycetes, Serinales, Debaryomycetaceae. The record is from the annotation of a GenBank genome assembly.